This is a messenger RNA of Cynara cardunculus var. scolymus (artichoke), 3790 nucleotides long. RefSeq names its product putative inactive disease susceptibility protein LOV1. The record is from RefSeq and is a predicted model, not a curated record. Gene Ontology annotation, molecular function: ADP binding; protein binding. Bases 291 to 3161 code for a protein of 956 amino acids. The transcript is spliced from 2 exons. Gene Ontology annotation, biological process: defense response to other organism. NCBI's taxonomy places the organism in Eukaryota, Viridiplantae, Streptophyta, Magnoliopsida, Asterales, Asteraceae.
ACAUACACACACACACACGCACAUAUGCAUAUAGAAACAAUCUCUUUCUUGGUACCUUAUGUGCAAUUACAUGUAUGAACUACUGAAACUUCACAUGAAUUGCUUCAUCAAUCACCAAAUAUGAAACCACCCAUUAAACAAAUUGAUCAUUAUGGGUGAUUGGUGGGUCAGCACAGAGAAAAGAUUGAAACUUGCAUAUAUAUAAAAAGGAUCAAGGUUCCUUUCCUCUUAUCAAACUCCAUAGCUACCUUACUUACAUCUAGUGCAAUUAUAGUGAGAGCUGAAAUCUAAUGGCAGUAGAGGCAGUUGUAUCUGUGGUGUUACAGAAACUAACCGAGAUGCUGAACGGGCAAUCACUAACCCAAAACAAAUACAUAAGCUAUGAAGUGCAGGACAUCAUGAAGUCGCUCAACUCGAUCAGAGACUUGAUGAUCUCCACAAAAGAGAUCAACCAGCAAGCAGAAGAGUAUCUGAAUGCUGUCUACAACGUUGAAGAUACGAUCGAGAAGUUCACUCUCGUUGUUGUCCGCCAGAGAAAGGUAUACGGGUUCUUAACCAACCAUAUCUUCUUCUUUAACAACUUGAAUUCUUGCCAGAAGAUCCACCAGAAAAUCAAGAAAAUCACGACCCAACUGAUGCAGCUAAAAGCCCAUACACCUUACAGAAAGAUUCAUAUUGAAGAAAUUCAAACUGAAGAGGAAAAAGAUGAAGAAACUGUGGUUGGAAAUCAUAAAACCAUCGAGGGUUGUUCUUCAACUUCAGAAAUGCAAGCAACAAAUCCUGGCAGCUAUAUGGAGGAACUGACCUUCAGCUACUCAUGCAAUGAAGAAGAGAUGCAGAUUGUAGGUAUCAAAGAACGCUUUCAGAAAAUGUCGAGCUUUUCCUACAAAGAAGAAGAAUUGGGCAUCUUUGGUUUGAAAGAAGAUGUCGAAAUUCUGGUGAAGCAGCUCACUAAAAACAGUGAACAUUUUGUCUCGAUUGUUGGUCAAGGGGGAAUAGGCAAAACCACACUUGCUCGCACGAUCUACAAAAAUAGAAACAUCAAGUGCCAUUUUCAGUUCCGUGCUUGGGUUUCGGUGUUGGAGGAGUAUACCACAAAAGACAUCCUGCUAUCCUUGUUCAAAACAACAGAUACCAUGACAGAUAAAACCACAAGUUUGGAUGAUGAGAAAGCAAUGAAGUUGAAGCUCUCAGAUUACUUCAAGAAUAAGCGGUAUUUGAUCAUCUUAGAUGGUGCAAGUACUUGCAAUAUUUGGAAAGAUAUAAAAGAAACCUUCCCAGAUGUGAAAAAUGGAAGUAAAGUGGUCUUCACAUCUACACAAACAAUGGAAACCACAGAGGUGGGCAUAGUUUCACAUCAUAUGAUGCCUCUAAAUGAAGAUGAUAGCUUGAAAAUGUUCAAAAAGAAGGUUGGUAAAGAAGAAAGUUGGCCUCUAAUUUCAGAAACAUCAAAGAAGGCAAUUGUGCAGAGCUGCAAUGGUCUACCCCUGAAUAUAGUCCUGCUUGCAGGUCUAUUCUCCAUGAAGGAUCCAAACAGCUGGUGUCAAGUCUUUUCUUGCAUGAAAAACUCUAACAACAUAUUGUCCCUUUGCUAUAACGACUUGACCGACCACUUGAAGGUAUGUCUGCUUUAUUCAGUGCUUUUUCCUAAAGAAUUUGACAUCCCAGUAAGAAGGUUACUGCGGUUGUGGCUUGCUGAAGGGUUUGUGAAACAGAAUUCAACCAUCGUAUUUCCAGAAGAUAUUGCAGAAACAUAUUUUGAUGAAUUAGUUAACAGGAACAUGAUUCAAAUAUCAAAGUUGAGGUCUGACAAUAGCCCAAGAAGAUGUCGUGUGCUUGGAGUUCUACAUGAUUAUUUGUGGCCUAAAGCGCAAGAAACCAAUCUCUUUUACACUUAUCGUAAUUUGAUUAGUUAUGAAGAAGUAGGUACUUUAAACAUCCGUAGGAUGGUUGAGUAUGAAAGUUCAAAAAGGGAAACAAGAAACCAGUUUGAAACUGAAAUGUCCAAGAACACACAACUUAAGAGUUCUUCGUUUAAUCCCUCUCACCUGCGGUCUUACGUGUCAUUUAACCAUCAGAAAACGGAUUAUAGGCAGGCAAAGCGAAUUGGAAGUUUUUUAGGAAAUAUCAUCAAUGAUGGUAUUGGGCUCUUACGGGUGCUUGACCUAGAGGGCGUGUAUAAACCAAUCUUGCCUGAAAACCUUGGUAACCUAUGCAAUUUGAGGUACUUAGGCCUGAGAUCAACAUACUUGGAUAGUCUCCCUCCAUCAGUUGGUGAAUUGACCCAUUUGGAAACAUUAGAUGUGAAACACACAUGCAUAGAUGAGCUACCAGGUUCCAUUUGGAGAUUGAAAAAUCUCCAACAUCUCAAUCUAAAUGAAACAUGUCUAGAUAUGCAACCGCAUUCUUCCUUGAGGCUCUUGACACUCUGGGGAUUGUUUUUGGACAAGAAAAUCGCCAUAAAGAAUGGUUUAGAUAAGUUGCAUGAUCUUAGAGAAUUGGGUAUUACAUUCCAGCCAAAAACCAACCAGGAUGACUUAAUGGAUUGGAUCGGCAACUUAGAAGCUUUACGUUCAUUAAGGUUGCGAUCCAAAGACAAUUUAGGGCGCGCUUCAAAACUCGUGUUCAGAUCAAUGUCAAAUCUGAGGCAACUUUCCCACCUAAACUUGUUGGGGAAUUUAGAAAAGCUACCUGAUCAAAAUGAAUUCCCACCAACACUGAAGGUUUUGACAUUAUCAAUCUCACUGCUAAAGCGGGAUCCUAUGCAAACUCUAGGCCAACUUCCUUGCCUAACGGUGCUCCGACUCUUGGGGGAAUCCUACAUAGGAAAAGAAAUGGUUUGCAGAAAAGGGGGGUUUAGUAAGCUUAGAUUGUUGAGAAUGUGGAAGCUGAAAGAGUUGAAGAACUGGUUUGUUGAAGAAGGAUCAAUGGAAAACCUCAAACAUCUGGAUAUCAGGUGCUGUGAUAGAUUAAGUAACAUUCCAACAACAUUGCUGCAACAACAGAAACUAGAAAAACUGGUACUGACAGGCAUGCCACAUAGAUUCACAACUGAGGUAGAACGCUUAAAAUCAGAUCACACAUCCAUGACCAUCAACCACUGGAAAUUUCCUCCAUUACCGUGGGAACAAGAUGAUACUACUUUGGUGAACCAUAGCUAAGUUUGAAGGUCCAAGCCCGUUAUCAAUAAAAAUAAACCAAUUGGAAGUUCCAAGAAUCCAUUACCAGUCAUAUUAUCAUAUGCUUUUGCAUUUGCUUAUUUGUGGUCAGAAGUUUGUUGUUGGUUUCUUGUUCUGAUUUCAUACCUGUAAACUCUUUGCAUGCCCAGAAAAUAAAUAAACUAUAAUCUUUUUUUAAGGGUGUCCCAGGCUGGACUAAUCCUGCCAAACUGUGAUGUAAUAAAUCUGCCCUGAUAAACUUAGCGGCCACAAUUGUUGUGAGCGCCUGGAAUAGAACCCGGACAACAUGUAGGAGAAAUGGAGGUUUGGGCUUUAGAGGGGUUGGCGUUGCUUGUAUUUUACAAUAGAUGCUUACUUGAUGGGAUAUUCCACCAUAUCCCGGGGCCUCAACCACUAUGCCACAACCCUUUGUGGUUAGAAACUGUAACCUUAUUAUUACCAUUGAGGCAUCUUGCCUACAUCUUUCUUAUCUUGGCAAUUUGGCAUCGCAAUUGGGAAUUUUGAAGAAGAUUGUAUAAGCAUUUUACAUAUUUUAUUCGUCAAGUAAUCGUAAUAUCGACUAAAUUAUGAUACCAAUGAAAGCAAUAGUGGAGUAAACCAUACCUGUUGUU